AUAUCUAUUUCUGCCUCAUCUGACUCUCUCUGCAGUUUUUUGACAACAAUGGCUGUAAUCACCGUUGACUUUCAGCUCUGCUUCAUCUUCAUCUUCCUGUGGCUCCUCACACGCUUCUGCCUCUCUGCUUUCUUCUUCAAAAAACAAAAAGACUAUAAUCUACCUCCGAGUCCACCAUCUCUACCUGUCAUUGGUCAUCUGCACCAUCUCCUCUCUGUUCCAAGUCACAAAUCUUUUCAGAAAGUCUCUUCCAAGUAUGGUCCUCUCCUUCACCUCCGCGCUUUCAAUAUCUCAAUCGUUCUAGUCUCAUCAGGCUCCAUGGCCCACGAAGUUUUGAGGACUCACGGCCUGAACUUUGCCACCCGUGACCGUGAGGUUCCUAUAAUGGAAAAAUCGUUAUUGUUUGGAUCCUUUGGCUUUGUCUCAGCGCCUUAUGGAGAUUACUGGAAGUUCAUGAAGAAACUAUUAGUCACAAAGCUUCUCGGGUCUCAUUCUCUCGAGCGGACACGGCUCAUCCGCGGGGAAGAACUCAAGACAUUCCGUGCUAUGCUGUUUGACAAGGCGGCAAAGAGUGAGGCUGUUGACGUUGGUGAAGAGAUGAUGAAGCUGACGAAUAACUCCAUUUGCAGGAUGAUAAUGGGGAGGAAAUGUUCUGAGGAGGAUGGUGAAGCAGAGAAAAUCAGAAGCUUGGUGACUAAGUCACUUGGUUUGGUGAGGAAGUUCCUUGUAGCUAGCACGGUUGGUCGACUUCUCAAGAAGGUUGGGAUCUCGCUGUUUGAAAAGGAGAUCAUGGAGGUCUCACAGAGGUACGAUGAGUUGCUGGAGAAGAUUAUUAAGGAACAUGAAGAGAAUCCGAACCAGAAAGAGGACAGAGACAUGAUGGAUGUUCUGUUGGCAGUUUGUGCAGAUGACUACGCUGAGUUUAAGAUUUUGAGGAACCAGAUCAAAGGGCUUUUUGUGGAGCUUUUACUUGGAGGCACUGAUACUUCAGCACAAACAACACAGUGGAUAAUGGCUGAACUGAUUAGCCACCCUGAGAUUCUUAAAACUUUGAGAGAAGAGAUUGAAUCUGUUGUUGGGAAAACGAGGUUGGUUCAAGAAACAGAUCUCUCAAACCUGCCUUAUUUGCAGGCUGUGGUGAAGGAAGGGCUAAGACUACACCCUCAUUCGCCGAUCUUGGUGAGGACUGCAACGGGAGGAUGCAAGAUCGGAGAGUUUUACAUACCACAGAACACUACUAUGAUCAUAAACUCUUACGCGGUGAUGCGAGAUCCGGAUUCAUGGGAGGAACCAGACGAGUUUCAGCCAGAGAGGUUCAUGGUUUCUCCUUCAAAGGGGAAAGAAGAGAUGAGAGAGCAGUUAGCUUUGAACUACCUUCCUUUUGGGAGCGGAAGAAGAGGAUGCCCUGGAACAAACUUGGGUUAUAUCUUCAUUGGAGUAGCCGUUGGAACAAUGGUUCAGUGUUUUGACUGGAGUGUUAAUGGCAAUAAUGUGAAUAUGGAAGAGACUGGAGAUAUGACCCUGCGCAUGGCUCAUCCACUUAAAUGCACUCUUGUUGCUAGAGUUGACCCUUCAGCCAGCUUUGAGCCAGUUGAUGGUUGAGUUUGAUAUGUACUGUUGAAGUUGCAGACACACAGUAUGUAUUUCUGGUAAUGUUGUUUUUGUACCAUUCAUAACAGAACUUGUUGUCUUUUAUGUCUGAGACAUCUGUUAAAUAAGGGAUGGUGAUUGCGAAACUUCAGUUGUAAAUGGGAAAAGUUGCAGAUAACAAGAAAGGCUAAACGCGUCAAAGGAAGAUAGUUGCACAUUUUAGAUUGUCUACUUUUAAGUUAUCAUUAUACUUUCACUACCUACCUGCUACUUCUGAUGAUAAAGUUGUGCUUCCAGCUUCAGAAGAAGGCUCUACUGCCAUAGAAAACACAUGAGCUCUUUUUUUUUUUUUGAUAAACUCUAUCGGCUGAUCGCCUUCUAUAGAUGUCCAAAGGGAGUUUCAUCUUAGUCACUGAUUCAUUGAACUGGUGCAAGCUUUGGGGUAGCCAUUGGAACAAUGGUAAAGUGUUCCGACUUGUAGUAUCAAUGGCGUUAAGGUUAACACAGAAGAGACUUCUCCUUGCACUGUUUAUAACAGAACUUGUUGUCUUACUGUCUGAGACAUCUGUUAAAUAAACUCGUUUAAGUACAGGACAAGGUUGCAAGAUUUUAGUACUAAAUUAGAAGAAAGUUGCAGAUAACAAGAAAAGCUGAAGGCAAUAAUAGUUUACACAUUUUUAGAUAAGUCUAACAUUCAACUUAUUAUUACACUUUCAUUAGUUGCUGCUACUCCUUAGUGAUUGCCUCCAAAGCUUC
Messenger RNA from Brassica napus (rape), 2346 nucleotides. RefSeq names its product cytochrome P450 705A22. The transcript is spliced from 2 exons. Gene Ontology annotation, molecular function: heme binding; iron ion binding; oxidoreductase activity, acting on paired donors, with incorporation or reduction of molecular oxygen, NAD(P)H as one donor, and incorporation of one atom of oxygen. Gene Ontology annotation, cellular component: membrane. Lineage: Eukaryota; Viridiplantae; Streptophyta; Magnoliopsida; Brassicales; Brassicaceae. The record is from RefSeq and is a predicted model, not a curated record. Bases 49 to 1602 code for a protein of 517 amino acids.